Messenger RNA from Rhagoletis pomonella (apple maggot), 701 nucleotides. Its product is annotated as GDP-D-glucose phosphorylase 1-like. Gene Ontology annotation, biological process: glucose metabolic process. Gene Ontology annotation, cellular component: cytoplasm. The record is from RefSeq and is a predicted model, not a curated record. Gene Ontology annotation, molecular function: GDP-D-glucose phosphorylase activity. NCBI's taxonomy places the organism in Eukaryota, Metazoa, Arthropoda, Insecta, Diptera, Tephritidae.
GAAUUGAAAAUCUUGAAAGGUGGAAACAUUUUCCGCUUAAGCGAAAAUAUGCCGACGGAGGCGAUUUGCUUCCUUUUCAAAAAAUGGAAUGGCAGUGAACUAACCAUGCAAUUGCAGGAGCUUUAUAAUUUUAUUAUAUGGCUUUGUGAUCACAAUUUUCCGCAUAAUCUAUUUAUGACCCGUGAUCGCAGUCCACUGAAAGAUGAAACUCUGAAAGUGUUUGUGUUUACACGGAAAUAUUUUUGCUAUAUUAAGGAAUUAAAUACUUAUAAUAUUGGGUUUUGCGAAAUGGCUGGAUACGUAACUGUUGGAGAUUUACACUUAUAUGAAAAUCUUACGGAGCGACAGGUGCUUUCAAAAAUUCAAGAUGUAACUGGAAAUGUCUACAAACUAAUUUACGAGUAUUUUGAAAAUUAAAUGAAAUUGAGGUAGUUUCUGCAAUUCACUUCCAAUUGAAUUUCAGCAACAUUCAAUUUGAAUUCAAAGCGACUAGUUAAAAUACACUCGGAAGUAAGUUACAGAACCUGCCCAAAUCUGGCAACCACAACAAUAUUAGAUAAGUAGAAUUUAUCAGGAUAUCCUAAGCGACUUUGGUUAUUCCUCUAACUGUUACCUUUUUACUAUACAGUAAACCAAAGAAAAAGUUGUACAUUUCUUCAAGUGGGGUUAUGCGCUGCAAACGGCAUUGACCUCCACCGGUA